GUCGUGGGUCCGCAAGAUUGCUGAGACUAUGGCUCAAGAAUAUAGCGCACCGGAGAGGGUUAGGUCCGACAAGAGCAAGUGGUUGCAUCGAUUGUGUGGAUUGCCUUGCCUCACAGUCAGCAAGUGCUCACAUGCCUGGCAACACUUGCAAAACACGGCUCCCCAGUCUCCUGAUGUAGUGGAUCUU
This is a messenger RNA of Perkinsus marinus ATCC 50983, 187 nucleotides long. RefSeq lists its product as hypothetical. The transcript has a single exon. The record is from RefSeq and is a predicted model, not a curated record. The annotation marks the transcript as partial. Lineage: Eukaryota; Perkinsozoa; Perkinsida; Perkinsidae.